Metarhizium acridum CQMa 102 is the source of this 2328-nucleotide messenger RNA. Lineage: Eukaryota; Fungi; Ascomycota; Sordariomycetes; Hypocreales; Clavicipitaceae. The record is from RefSeq and is a predicted model, not a curated record.
AUGCCGUCUGCCGUAGCUCUUCCCAGACAAGCCGUCUUCACUUCUACUCCUACCCUGUCUCGUUCUGUCAUUCUGCCACUCGACAGACACUCCACCCGCUACCACCCAAGCACCCAAGCAGCCCAGUACUUGAGUAUUGUCUAUUGUCUGGUCCAGUCUGGUAGGCUACGCACACUGCAGACUGCAGACGGCAGACUACUACUUGCUCUGCGCGUGUCGCUGCUGCUUUCUUAUCAAUCAACGACCCUUGCUAACUUGCCUCUCUUUGCUUUGUACGACUUAGACGCCAGCGUGCGCCUCCACCAAGCAAAACAGUCGGAACUAGCCAAGCUUGUCAUGCAAAACCAGUUCGGUGUCGCCUCGUCUCGCUCUUCUACCUCACCUACGUCCUCGGAGCCUGAGCAGCAUUUUGCUGUUCAGCCUCCUUCGCACUCCUCAGAUGUCGCCUCUUAUUCUCAUUCUCCGCUGCAAUCGCAUGGCACCACGCAGUGCUACUCCAUGUCCGCGCCUGUAGCUAUACCCGCCAUCGCUUCCGCAGUCAGGAUGAUGAAGGACUUAACCGACACACCUCCGUUAUCGCAGAGCGUCAACUCCACUGCCCCCAGUUCACCACGCAUCCCACCUUUGCGCCAGAACUCAGGCAGCCAGACCCCUAGAGUGCGCCCUCAUGCAACAACCCUCAACAUCCCUGGUAUGACCAGGUCCCGUGUCUCCCCCGACGGCAGAAUCCCACAACGGGAUGUUGCAGCCAAGCUCGUUAUUGUCAUGGUGGGGCUUCCUGCCCGUGGCAAAUCAUACAUCACCAAAAAGCUUCAACGGUAUCUUUCGUGGCAACAGCAUGAAUCGCGAAUCUUCAACGUCGGUAACCGCAGACGCAAUGCGGCCGGAAUCAAGUCUUCUGCCCGCGCCAACUCUGGCCAGGAGCAUCAGGCCCUGGACCCUCCAGUUGAAGCCGCCACUAUCCUGUUGAACGGCGUGCCAGCUACCAACAACGAUAUUCCUCCCGACCAAGCAGAGCCUACUACCUUGAAUUUAAACUCGACGAAUGGCGAGCCUCAGGAAGAAGUUGACCAGUCCGCCAAGUUUUUUGAUCCGAAUAACGAGAAGGCGGCAGCAAUGAGAAAUCAGGUGGCCAUGGAAACCCUGGACGAGCUGCUCGACUAUCUUUUGAACCAGGGCGGCGCUGUUGGCAUUCUCGAUGCUACAAACAGCACAAUUAAGCGGCGCCAGCAAGUAGUCGACCGCAUCAGAGAGCGUGAGCCCAAGCUUGGCAUUCUUUUUAUAGAAAGUAUAUGCAGAGAUCCUCAUCUGCUCGAGGCAAACAUGCGCCUAAAGCUCUCUGGUCCUGACUAUCGCAACAAAGACCCCGUCAAAUCGCUGGAAGAUUUCAAGGCUAGAGUUGCGGCGUAUGCUAGCGCAUACGUACCUCUGGGCGAGUAUGAGGAGGAUAACGACUUACAGUACAUUCAGAUGGUGGAUGUUGGUAGAAAGCUUAUCCAGCACCGCCUGAAAGGUUUCCUCAGCGGUGGUAUCAGCACAUACCUGUCAAGCUUCAAUCUCUCACCUCGGCAGAUUUGGAUCACUCGCCACGGGCAAAGCGUGGAUAAUGAGCUCGGCAAGCUCGGCGGCGACUCUAUCCUCACUGAGCGAGGCCAUUGUUACGGCCUGGCGCUGUAUAAGUUUAUGACGCUCAAACGCAAGGAGUGGCUUAUGGAGCAAAAAAGCAAACUUGCCCAGGCAACGUUCCCACCUCACCCGGGCGACAACACACCUCCCUAUCCGGACAUGCACAAGGACUUGGACGAGAAGAACUUUUGUGUCUGGACUUCCAUGCUUCAACGCAGCGUAGAAACUGCCGAAUACUUUGAUGCCGAUGAUGACUACGACGUCAAGAAUUGGGAAAUGCUUAAUGAGUUGAACACGGGGCAGUUUGAAGGCAUGACCUAUGACGAAAUUGCUCGAAAGUAUCCAGAAGAGUUUCACAAGCGCGCUGCGGAUAAACUCAACUACAUCUACCCGGGUGUCGGUGGCGAGGGUUACCUCCAGGUUAUUAGCCGCCUACGCGACAUGGUCAGAGAGAUUGAGCGCAUCACUGAUCAUGUGCUGAUCAUUGGGCAUCGUUCAGUUUGUCGAGUGCUGAUGGCCUACUUCAUGGACCUGACACGAGAGGACAUUACUGACAUGGAUGUCCCUCUGGGGAUGCUCUACUCUAUUGAACCCAAGCCAUAUGGCAUUGCCUUUCACGCCUACAAGUACAAUGAGGCGAAUGGCUGGUUCGACGAAAUGCCCAACUACAGGCCUCAAAAGGCUGCCCGCGGAAGUGUCUAG